Messenger RNA from Larimichthys crocea (large yellow croaker), 3201 nucleotides. RefSeq names its product rho-related GTP-binding protein RhoB. Gene Ontology annotation, molecular function: GTPase activity; GTP binding. Bases 204 to 794 code for a protein of 196 amino acids. Gene Ontology annotation, biological process: small GTPase-mediated signal transduction. The transcript has a single exon. The record is from RefSeq and is a predicted model, not a curated record. NCBI's taxonomy places the organism in Eukaryota, Metazoa, Chordata, Actinopteri, Sciaenidae.
UUUCCGAUUGGAUUGCUAUAUUUAGGAAACCACCCUGCGCUUUAUAAAGAGAUCGCAGUUUGUUACUGGUAAAUGUUCUGGAGUUUGGAGACGGGAGCGGCUUACGGGCAAACGUGUGUCCUGUUUCACUUAGACUAGUAUUUAAAAGCAGCGAGCGUCUUUUGGAUGCGAACAUUGCAGCGAGAGCUCGGAGAAAGACACGAAUGGCAGACAUACGCAAGAAACUUGUGGUGGUCGGGGACGGCGCAUGUGGGAAGACAUGUCUGCUGAUUCUCUUCAGCAAAGACGAGUUUCCUGAGGUGUACGUGCCGACUGUGUUUGAGACAUAUGUGGCGGACAUAGAAGUGGACAACAAGCAAGUCCAGCUCGCUUUGUGGGACACCGCUGGACAGGAGGACUACGACCGGCUGCGCCCUCUCUCCUACCCGGACACCGAUGUCAUUCUGAUGUGCUUCUCCGUGGACAGCCCGGACUCGUUGGAAAACAUCCCUGAAAAGUGGGUCCCUGAAGUUAGACACUUUUGUCCGAAUGUGCCCAUUAUAUUGGUGGCCAACAAGAAAGAUAUGCGCAAUGAUGAAAACGUAAAGAACGAGCUGUCCCGGUUGAAGCUGGAGCCAGUGAAAACGGAGGAUGGCCGGGCCAUGGCCAUGCGCAUUGGUGCAUAUGACUAUUUGGAGUGCUCUGCCAAAACCAAGGAGGGGAUCUGGGAGGUGUUCGAAACUGCAACACGAGCAGCCUUGCAAAAACGGAAAACACCAUCAGGAAGUUGUCUCAAAUGCUGUGUUUUGAUGUGAAAUCUGUGCGGACCGUGACGCACAUAGAGACAGACAAGACAGACAGGACGUUUCCACCUCUGGGAUAUGUGUCUGAACAUGUACGGGCAGUGACCACGCUGUGGAUACUCCCUUUUUGUAAUCAGACGACCUUGGUUGAACAAAAUUUUGACUACAAGUUGUUUUGAACACACGAUAAUCAUCUGGUAUCUGUGUGUGAGAUGCACUGGUUACAGCGUGUUCUUUGUGGGUCACAGGAUCCGAACUGACAGGUGGAGGGGUUGUAAGGACAAACUGCUACAUUUCAGUGGACUCCUUAUUUAACCCCUGUGUAAUGUGGCCUGUUUUUCAAGCCAAGAUUUCAAUUGCUUUCUUUAUUUUGUGUUUCAUAGUGUUCGCAUAGGCCACUGCCUCACUGCCAAGGUUAUACUCUGUGAUAAUUGCACUUGUUAUUUAUGUUCACUCUGUAUUGGUAUCUGACUGUAGCCUAUUUUAGUUUUGCAUUGCACGGCACCUGAACACUACUAAACAGACAUGGCUUAAGUUUACAGAGACUCAAAAUCAGUUGUCUCAGGUUGGUUUAGGUGGUAGCAAGCGGCAACAUCCGUGGCUGUGAAGUAAAGCUGAAAAACUGCAGUUUCUUGAACGGCCAUUUGAGGCUGGCUGCAGAACGUCUCCAUAAGUCCCCAUGUUAAAAUUUCCAACUUCACAGCAGAAAUAAACAUGUUUACAGUCCUGGUGGCUAAGGUGACUCAUUAUAGGCGGAAAUUGUGUGUUUAGAAACAAUGAAGGAAUAAAGUUACACAGAUAUGUUGUAAUAUGAGGCGGCACCCUCACAGCAAGAUAAACUGGUUCGAACCCCCAUGCAUGUUGCAUGCUCUCCCUGUGUGGGCAUGGGUUUUUUUUCUUGGUACUUUCUCCUACAGUCCAAAGACAUUGACUUAAUAGGUUAAUUGGUGACUUUAAAUUGCUUGUUGGUGUGAAUGUGAGUGUGAAUGGCAGCUUGUGUCUGUGUUCCCUGUGUAUCCCACCUCUUACCCUAAGAUGCUGGGAUAGGCUCCAGCCCCCACGACCCUGAUGAGGAUAAGCGGUUACAGAAAAUGGAUUGGAGUGGAUGUUGUAGCCUGUAAAUAGUACAACCAGCAAAGGAGAACAAAAUGCCUACAGUGCAUCUGAACCAAAUUAUUUUUAAGCACAUACAGCAUCUCACCAUUUCUUUUCUAAACUCUGAGCUAUCAGAGGCUGACUCAAAGAUCCACUUGACAUUUUCUAUUUAACUACUGCUCCACUUACAGUGAUGCGGGUGACAUUUCCAAGAGGAGAUUGAGCAUGUGAGAUGGUCAAGCAUGUGAGUGUUUUGCUCAGUGAGACAUGUUGUUUUUUUUUUUUCAGGAAGUGUCAUGAAAACAAGAGUGGGCUUUGUCAGAGCUCUAUGAGCCAGUAGCACACUCUCAUAUGGAUUAAGCCAUCUGAUGGCAAUUAAUUAAUGGAGAUGUAUCAUGUGUUAUUAAAACCACAAUCGUAUUAUUAAUACACAGACUGAAACAAAGUAUACUGCUGACUAAAACACUAGACAAAAACUAAAUGUAAAAUAGUACUUGGUUUGUUUACAGCAUUGUUGAGAGACACAAAAAACUGAUUUAAUGUCUUCCGUAUUAUGACCAUGAAUGUACCUCAAAUUUAUUUGGUCUAAAAUAUUGUUGGAGCUUUGUAGUGAGCAAUGGAACAACAUUGUAUUUGAGCCUAUUUUUCCAUAAAUUCAGCUCAUGUUUGAUCAGUGUCUCCACAGAAGUGUUCGGUUUCUGUGUUCUCACACGAUGGUGGGAGAGCUCGUUCAACUGACAGCUAUGAACAUCAAUUACAGAGACUGUUGUCACACCGGGAAUCCAGGGUAAAACUCUGGUGAAUUCACAAUGCAAGUCUUUUUUUGUUUUUGUUUUUUUGUUUUAGUGAUAACUGACUGAGACAAAAAGCUCAAAUUCUGCUUUAUACAUGUACUUUUCCUGUGGUUAGUUAAGAUAAAUCAGAGUUUAGAAGAGUAUCUUUUAUAAAUCCAACCAGAUUUACAAUGGUGUAAAAGUCACAUUCCUCCCUGCCUUCUGUUGCUGGGCUUUUUGCUGACUUACUGGACAGGAAUGCAUUGUGCUGGACUGGUUAAAUUUUCCCACACUGGCCCCCCUCAUGUGCCUCCUGAUUUCCAAUGUUGUGAGGUUAUUAUUCACUGAUCAGACAGUGCAGUUUCCCUCUUUUUCUUUAUUUUACUUAAAUAAAAAACAACUAUGGAAUCAUGGAUAUGAACAAAGCUGAAAAAUGUGCCAAACAUGUUUGUUAAGAUACAUUUUUGUGAGGAAAAGCAAUACAGAAUGUAAGGGAACAAAGUGGUACUGUUUGGGGAAAAAGUCAAUAAAAGAGUCAAUGUGUGUCACUA